Molecule: messenger RNA, 891 nt
Organism: Amaranthus tricolor (Joseph's coat)
Lineage: Eukaryota; Viridiplantae; Streptophyta; Magnoliopsida; Caryophyllales; Amaranthaceae
Exons: 3
Coding region: 249-491 (80 amino acids)
Source: RefSeq, a predicted model, not a curated record
GUUUUUUAAGUACAGACUAUCGGUUUCUCUCGCUCCCUCAUUUUUCCCUCCUUAUUUCCUUCUCAUUCUCUCUCUGAUAAACCCUAAUAAUAAAGAUUUAUAUUGGGGAAGUCAUUCCAAUUCUUCUUCAUUAUUUCUCGGAUUAACUCAAUUUCAUCUAUUAUUUGAUCGAGUACACUCUCAUUUUGGCAAAUUGGGGAAGACAGUAUUACUUCUUAAGGUUUUAAAUUCUGUUUAUCAAAGUUGUUAUGGAACAGCAACCCUUAGUCAAAGUCUCAUUUCGUCUUGGGUCAGAAGUUCACACAUCUGGUGGAAGUACAGGCUGUUUAUCUGAACAAUUGAUUUCAAUGAAAGAAGAAAGCAUGAACAUACUCAAGGAAUAUAUCACCAAAAAUAAUGCUCCAGCCGAUGUUCCAGAUGAACCACUUGAAGGCUCUUCAGGAGACGAAGAUGAGAUCUCAAACAAGCCCAAACCAAAGAAGCGAAAGUGAUGUACUGUUGCUAACUUGUAGGGAAACAAACGGCAAACUUGUGUUGGUGGUCGUGACGACGUGAUUGCGCUCGCGCAAGGGCUGAGCUGCGCGGGGCUGCAACUCACUGCUUUUGCAACCUCAACAUUGUUAGCCAAUACCAGCACAAGCAAUGCCCAUAUUGCCAUGUUCAUCAAAGAUGGCCUCAUGUUUAAGUCUCUUUUGGGGUUUAUAUACUCUUAUUUGUUGUUGGUUUUUGGGGUUUGGAUUUCAUUUGUGAUUGUAUUUAUAGAUAAGAAAAGGGUGUUUUUAUUGUUGCAAAGUCCUACUUUGUGGACUGGAUUAUUAUGUGUACUUGAAAUAUUUUGGAGUUUUCCUGUGUGAGUAAUUAUAUUUUGGGUCAUCAUGUCCUAACUAAUCA